AUGUCGGGAAAAGGUGCAAAAGGAUUGAUUAUGGGCAAGUCCUCGGCCGCAGGGGGAAGCAAGGACAAGGAUAAGAAGAAAUCCAUCUCUCGAUCAUCUCGUGCCGGACUCCAGUUUCCAGUUGGUAGGAUACAUCGUCUUUUGAAGGAAAGAACCAUGGCAAACGGGAGGGUGGGAGCAACGGCGGCCGUCUACUCUGCAGCAAUAUUAGAGUAUUUAACUGCUGAAGUGUUGGAACUAGCCGGCAAUGCAAGUAAGGAUCUGAAAGUGAAACGUAUUACUCCAAGACAUCUCCAGCUUGCAAUUCGAGGUGACGAAGAACUCGAUACUCUGAUCAAAGGAACCAUUGCCGGAGGAGGUGUAAUUCCACACAUCCACAAGUCUCUCAUUAACAAAUCAUCCAAGGACUAG
Messenger RNA from Fraxinus pennsylvanica, 411 nucleotides. Lineage: Eukaryota; Viridiplantae; Streptophyta; Magnoliopsida; Lamiales; Oleaceae. The record is from the annotation of a GenBank genome assembly.